Musa acuminata subsp. malaccensis (wild Malaysian banana) is the source of this 719-nucleotide messenger RNA. RefSeq names its product large ribosomal subunit protein eL34. The record is from RefSeq and is a predicted model, not a curated record. Gene Ontology annotation, biological process: ribosome biogenesis; translation. Lineage: Eukaryota; Viridiplantae; Streptophyta; Magnoliopsida; Zingiberales; Musaceae. Gene Ontology annotation, cellular component: cytosolic large ribosomal subunit; ribosome. Gene Ontology annotation, molecular function: structural constituent of ribosome.
GGUCGUCUUAUUUGCUGUCUGUGACAUCGGUCGGGUUCGAGGGCGGAAGAAGAGCCAGGGAGGAGAGAGGAGGGUGGAGGAAGAGGUGGGAAGACGAGAUGGUGCAAAGAUUGACGUACCGGAAGAGGCAUAGCUAUGCCACCAAAUCGAAUCAGACGAGGGUCGUCAAAACCCCAGGUGGGAGGCUUGUGUAUCAAUACGCGAACAAGAGGGCGAACGGGCCGAAAUGCCCUGUGACCGGCAAGAGGAUCCAAGGAAUACCUCAUCUAAGACCUGCUCAGUACAAGAGAUCCAGGUUGUCCAGAAACCGGAGGACUGUGAACCGCGCUUAUGGUGGUGUGUUAUCUGGUAGUGCUGUUAGAGAAAGGAUUAUUCGUGCAUUUCUAGUUGAAGAGCAGAAGAUUGUGAAGAAGGUUCUGAAGAUCCAAAAGGCUAAAGAAAAACAAGCUUCAAAGAGCUAGACAAGGCUGAGGAUAACAUGAAUGCUUUGGGUUAUAUUUGCCCAGGAGAAAUUUUUGACAUGAUAAUGGUUAUGGUGGAAGCUUGGUUAUAUUACUGGAUUUCAGGGGCUGAUCUUAUGUUUCUGUGGAUUUGUUUAGCACAAGUUCUUGGGACAUCAAACCCCUCUUUUUGUCCAUGAUUAUUUGCUGUGCUUGAGCCAUAUUUGCAUACUUGUAUUACUCAGCAAUAUUGUGUGAGAAAUCAAAUGUCUUGCUUUG